UAGUGGUGCAUUUACACCCUUACAUACAGUUGUUUUUUUUUGCGCUGUGGCUAAGUCUGCAGAGCCCAGAUAGUGGUUAAGUAUAUCCUGGAGCAGCAGUGUGUUAGACUCUUCUAGUUGACGGUGACGUUUGGUGGUGGGGGUAGGAGGGGGGUUUGGGUGUGCAGCAGUUUGAAAUUGAGACAGUGUUUGAAGUCCUUUGAAGAGACUUUGUGACAGGAAUCGAGAGGAAGGUCACUAAUCCGGCAACCUUAGCAGGUGCACCAGCUGCCCGCUGCCCACCAUUGCAGAAGUGGUGAACUACUUGGAGUCAAAUACCAGCCUGGCAUACAAAGUGCAUGGUCAGUGUAACGAUCUAGUUCAGCUGGGGGGAGAAAAAGAGUCCCGCCUUGAAGCUGCUUUGAUUUUGGACCCUUUUGAUGGACUGAAAAUGGCAGAAAUAAUUGGAUCCACUACAAUUGAUAAUCUCAGUUCACAGAACCUUAUGGCAAAGGCUCUCUACGACAAUAAAGCAGAGACACCUGAUGAGCUGGAAUUCCGUAAAGGAGACAUCCUGACGGUGAUAGAAAGAAAUGUCAAAGGAAACGAGGGAUGGUGGCGUUGCUCUCUGCACGGACGGCAAGGCAUUGCUCCUGGAAACCGUCUGCAGCUGCUCACUGGGUCGCAGUAUGACAUCCCGUCUUUGUACUUGCCACCUUACUCAUCACAGAGCAGGCCGUCACAACAAAAUAUCUACCAGACGCCAAAGAAGCAACAUCAAAACUUGACCUCAACUCCUAGCUCCGGGUCAAAGGAUAAUGUCUAUCAGGUGCCCUCCAUGUCCCAGUCACACAGUCAGAUCUACCAAGUGCCGAUGUCAUCUGCUGAAUUCCAUGGCAACAUGGGCCUGGCACAUCCAAAUCACGCAUCUACUCUUCCCAGAAUGGGUCAGGCACCCCUCCUUAACUCAAUGUCUGGACCUUAUGCUGAUGCAUAUGAUAUUCCACCAUCCUAUGCUCCUGAAAUCCAGCACAGUCAGAUGUAUGGCAGUCCUGGACCAGCAAGGAAGUUCUCAAUGUUCCAAACCGAAGCAGAGAAGUCUCUAAUCCAGCAGCUGUACGACAUUCCCCUGAGCCUUGAGAGGCCCAGAGCUGCAGUCCCGCAGCAGGUGUACGAUGUUCCUCCAAGUGUAUGCAGAGAUGGGCCGAAUAGAGAGAGCAACUACGACAUCCCGGUGUCUUACGGAGGCGAGCCCCAGAGGUUGUCGGUCGGGCCGUAUUGCACCCUGCCCGCUCCCCGCAAACUCAGCUGGGACCCAGCGGACGCCAGCCGGGCUGCCAAAGCCGAGCUGUACGACGUGCCGCUCUCCAGGGACGGAGCCGCCGUGCCCAGGAAAGCCCUGUACGAUGUUCCUCCCACCGCGGGCGGCGCUGGAGGCUGGGGUUCGCCUCACCACGGCACGCUGCCGGCCAGGCUGCAACAUCCGGGCACUGCCCGCCAGGCGCUGUACGACGUCCCCCCGCCGGCGGCGCAGCGGUCACUUUAUGACGUACCCCCGGCGCGCGAGUGGGCUGACUCCAACCGCCGCCUGUCGAAGUUUCCAGAAGUCUACGACGUGCCGGUGAGCGCCGCCAGGCUCGGCCCGGACGCCGCGCCUCACAACGUUUACGACCUGCCCAGGCUCUGCCCCGGAGGCGCGGGCGGUGCCAGGAGCCCCGCGGAGCCCGUCUACGAUGUGCCCCCGCAGGUGUCCAGGGACGGGCAGGCCUCCCGGGAGGGGAAGGAGCCCGGGCCUGAGCCCGACCCCCAGCCCCAGCCCCAGCCCGAGCCCGGCCCCGCGGUGCCCGACACCGCCCGGGAGAUCACCCUGGACGUGGAGAUGGCCGUCGGCCGGUUGGUGCAGCUGCAGCAGCAGGUCGCCGACUCGGUGGGCAGCAUCAUGGUGUUCGUCAGCAGCCGGUGGAGGCAGCUGUCCUUGCUGGAAGAGAACCUCGGCCAGAUCCGCUCGGCGGCCGGCCGGGUGAUGAAGUCGCUGGGCGCCCUCAUGGACUUCGUGAGGGGGGUGAAAGUCAACGCCGCCCGCCUGACGGAUGGCAACCUCCAGAACCGGCUGUACAAGCAGCUCCUGAUCCUGGAGGACUCCUACCAGAUCAUGGUGGAGACCUGCCAGGCACUGGGCACCUCGGACUGGUCCCUCGAUGUCCUGGUGGUGAGCGACCCUCAAGCCAACCCUGACGACCUUGACCGCUUCAUCAUGGUGACCCGGACCGUCCCAGAUGAUGUGAAGCGACUUGCGUCCAUUAUAAUUGCCAACAGCAAGCUUCUCUUCAACCAGGUGGCAGGGAGGAAGGAGAGACAGUGUCAGCAGCCAUCCCCUUCAACGCCGGGCAAACCACAGUCCACCAGUGACAACCAGCCUCGUCCGCAGAGGAAGAGCAACGGGCUCUCUAUUAAACAUAAAGCCCCACUGCCAACGCCUCCAAGGAAAGAACUUAAUUCAAAGCCAAGCUACCUGCUAAUCGCCAAGCAAACUCACAUAGAAGACUGCGAUUACGUCCAGUUACAGAGGAAAGAGGAAUUCAAAAGGCAAGAGCAAAAAAAGGAAAGCAUCAAACACCAAGAGAGAGAGAGCUUCAAGCAAAAGAAGCUCCUUUUAGAACGAAAGAUGACAGAAGAAAAGAUUCGAAAACCAAGAGAUAGCAGUAUUAAAGAUCUGAAGUCCCUGACCUCUGGCAGUGACCAAUGCAGAAUGUUCUUCAAUGCCCUGCAAAAGGCUAUCAUUGCGUUCACUGACAAUGUCAAUGAAAACCAGUCCUCUGAAGUUUUAAUCAAAAACAGCAAAGUAGUGAUAAUGAUUGGCCAAAAGCUGGUGGACUUGCUGUGCCGUGAGACUGAACAGAAGAACGUUCACAAAGAGAUGCUUAGUAGAAGCAAUCAGUUCUGUGGAUGGAUGAAAAAGGUCGCCAUGGCAACCAAGAAUGCAGUAAUGCAGCCAAACCCCACGGCCUUACAAGAGAUGAAAGAUCAGGUGGCAGAACUAUCUCAGCAGGCCGAACAGCUCAGGCUCCUAUUAGAACAAGCCACAUCUUAGAGGGGAGCUGAAAACUGAGAAGCAUUUUAUUUUAUCUCUUGGCUAAAAUUCACUUUACAAAAAAAAAGAUUUUUGCAUUUUUCUAAUUUGUUUUAUCUCUUGCCAUUUGAUUUAAGCCAGUUUUUAAUGAGACAGUGCAGUAUAGCAAACUGGGAUCAAGGUUUUAUUCAAUAACUGGUUAAACUGAGGAAGAAGCUAACUGCUAGAUUUUCAAUCAAUUAAAACUUUGUUCCUGUGCAGUGGCAUCACAUUUUCUGUAUUUAUGGCUAAACGAAACAGUAUUUAUUAAAAAGGGUUGGAUAUUGUACAAGAGGAAUGAAUCUGGUUCAUCAUAAACUUGCCACAUCAGAAUUCAGAUUCUAUAACCCCACCUUUCCACUCUUUCUGCACCAAAAAUGUCUUAGUUUGAACUGUUUUAGAGUUCAUUAUAACCUAGGUGAAAAGAAGUAGCUUUAGCAAUGUUUAAAACUAAAGUUAAAUUCACUAACUAAACUGCAACCUGUGUUUUCACCAGAGAAGUUUCAUUAUACCAGGGAAUUGCUUUUAGAACCAUAAAGUAGUAUAAAAGAUAUAGGUGGAUUUCUGAUUCCUCUCCCUGGCUUCAAGAGGCAAGACAAAAAUAACUGGCAAAAUGCAGAAGAAGCAUUGCUGUGAGUACAAAAGCAACUAGAGUUGAGGUGGAAGGCUGUAUUUUAGUGUGUAGCAUGAAGUUGCCCUAGCAAAUCUGGAGAGUGUGUGAAUUGGGGGAAAACUCAUCUGGUUAUUCAUACGUUGAACAAAUGAAGAUGGUUGUAGUUGUUGGCAGUCAGUCAUCUCAGCUCCUGGAUAUCUUUUCAGGGGUUCCUCAGGGUCGAGUCCUCAGCCCAAUCGUGUUUAGCUGCUUCAUGAAUGACCCUCCCUCCAUCACAAGGUCAGGACUAAGGAUAUUUGCUGAUGAUUGCACAAUGUUCAGCACCAUUAUAGCAGCAGUGUCCACCAUCGAUAAGAUGCACUGCAGAAAUUAACUAAUGCUCUUCUACACCUUCCAAACCCACAACCACUUUCUUCUAGGAUGACAGUAGCAGGAAAUACAUGAAAAUGCCACCUUCGGGUUCCCCUCUGGUCACUCCCCAUUCAUUCUUGGAAAAAUGUGACUAUUCCUUCAGUGUCAUUGUGUUAAAAAUUUGGACCUCCCUUUCUAAGGGUGUCAAGGAUCUACAUAAACCACUGCAAUCCAUGUGUUGUAAGAAGCUCACUACCACAGGC
Messenger RNA from Chiloscyllium plagiosum (whitespotted bambooshark), 4315 nucleotides. Lineage: Eukaryota; Metazoa; Chordata; Chondrichthyes; Orectolobiformes; Hemiscylliidae. The record is from RefSeq and is a predicted model, not a curated record.